CCCCUUUCAAACAGGUGUCCAAUUCCAAAAGGUUCUAACUUCUAACGCUGACAUAGCCUCACACUUGAGCAAAAAUAUACAGAAACAUGAGGUCAAGCAAAGAAGGUAACAAUAGGAAAAACAAGAAAGUAUCAUCCCCAAAAAGAACCCGACCCGUUAACCAAUCAGGACGCAAUUCCAGGCUAUCUCCUCCACCCUCAGUCUCAGUGCUUGACAGUGAAAUCGUGACUGAAGAAUUAGCUUUGUUUGAGAAUCUUGAAAUUUCACCUAAGACUACCAAUCCAAGAAGUUUUCCUUAUAGUGUUAAGCAGCAAUGCUGGGAUAAAGCAGAGAAAGUGAAGGGAAGAGACCCUGACCGAUGGCGCAGAGACCCGUUAGGGAACACUAUAUUUAGGAAGCUUGUAGGGUGUCCUGGUUGUCUAUGCCAUGACUAUGACCAUAUUGUCCCUUAUUCUAAGGUGAGAAUAGUGACUGGAGAGAUGCGGUAUAACUGGAAAUACCAUAUGAAAGUAGUCUUGUUUAAGGGUGGAGAAAGUACAUUAGAAAAUUGUCAGGUUUUGCAGGCGACAGUUAAUAGAUCCAAGGGGAAUCGAACUGAUAUAUCAAAAGCUGAACUUAUUCAGAGAAGUUCGUAUUGUCGGGUUUCAGCUCAGAGGAUUCCUGAUGAAAACAAUCUUAUCGCAAAAGCAGUUCCUACCAAAAAGGGUUUGAAUACUGCAUGGCACAAAAUCUACAUCCUCAUAUACUGGAAACUGAUUCUAUGACUAUGAAGAUAAUUAUUUAAGGAGAAUGGGAGGUUGCUUGGAGCAUUGUUAUGGUGGUGAAUGAUAUCAAUAGACUGAGGAGAGGCCAUAUUGUGCAAGUGGAACAUGUUUUCACAGAAGGAAAUGAACUGGCAGAUUUUUUUGCAAACUUUGUUUCUUAUUUACUGGUGUGCAGCAGCUUAACAGUUUUCGGGAUCUUCUAUCCAUGGCUAGAAAGAUAUUAAAUACAGAUAAAUUCAAAAUCUGAGAAUCAGGAAUGCUAAUGACAUAACCAACCAACAAAAUUGAAGAGAGAAAACAGUUGUGACUGCAACUGAUUUUGCUGCUAGUCUACAUCUUAUUGGAAUUGAUUAUGUUUGUAUGGGCUAAUGUUUAGUGACUACAUGUGUGGGAACUCUACAUGGGCGGUAUUAGUGUUUCAUGCUCAAUCCCAUGUAGGGAAUCCUCAUAUGUUCAAGCUGAACUUCAACACCUGAUUUUAGGACAUGGCACAAGUUAUACUUGCUGAUUUUGUCAACUGAAGCUGAUAACUAGGCAGAAAUCCUGCUACUUCCUGGCAGUCUGAAGAAAAUUCAACUAACUUUGUUCUUACCACCUAGUGAGAGCUUGGAGGUGUGGAAUAUGGAAUCAAGUUAAGGAACUAGAAAAUUUUAGCUGUUAAUUUCAUGUCCCGUUGUCGCUUUUCA
Messenger RNA from Lycium ferocissimum, 1450 nucleotides. RefSeq lists its product as uncharacterized. Gene Ontology annotation, molecular function: zinc ion binding; nucleic acid binding; endonuclease activity. Lineage: Eukaryota; Viridiplantae; Streptophyta; Magnoliopsida; Solanales; Solanaceae. The transcript is spliced from 5 exons. The record is from RefSeq and is a predicted model, not a curated record. Bases 87 to 764 code for a protein of 225 amino acids.